AUGUAUGUAUGUAUAUAUAUAUGUAUGAAAAUGCCAGGGGCCAGAGUUUCAGAAGACCAGGAUCAAUUCAGCUGUCCAGUCUGUCUGGAUCUACUGAAGGAUCCAGUGACUAUUCUCUGUGGACACAGUUUCUGUAUGGUGUGUAUUAAUGACUGCUGGGAUCAGGAUCAUCAGAGGGGAGUCUACAGCUGCCCUCAGUGCAGAGAGACUUUCACUCCGAGACCUGUUCUACACACAAACUACAUGCUGGCUGAAAUGGUGGAGAAACUGAAGAAGACAGAAUUCCAAGCUGCUUCUCCUGUUCACUGUUACGCUGGACCUGGAGAUGUGGAGUGUGAUUCCUGCACUGGGAAAAAACACAAAGCCAUCAAGUCCUGUUUGGUGUGUCUGGCCUCCUUCUGUGAAACUCAUAUCAGACCUCAUUAUCAGUCUCCUGCCUUUAAGAAACACACGCUGGUUAAAGCCUCCUUAAGACUACAAGAGAAGAUCUGCUCUGAACAUGCUAAACUGGCUGAGAUCUUCUGUCGUACUGAUAAAAGCUUAAUUUGUUAUUUGUGUAUGAUGGAUGAACACAAAGGUCAUGAUACAGUGUCAGUUGCAGCAGAAAGAAAUAAGAAACAGACUGAGCUACAGGAGGAGCAGAGGAAACACCAGCAGAGAAUCCAGGAGAAAGAGAAGAAGGUCCAGGAGCUGAAGCAGGCUGUGGACACUCUUAAGCGCUCUGCACAGGAAGCAGUGGAGGACAGUGAGAGGAUCUUUACUGAGCUGAUCCGCUCCAUUGAGAAAAAACGCUGUGAGGUGAGAGAGCUGAUCAGAGAUCAGGAGAAGGCUGAACUGAGUCGAGCUGAAGGACUGCUGGAUCAACUGGAGCAGGAGAUUGCUGAUCUUAAGAAGAGAGACACUGAGCUGGAGCAGCUCUCCCACACAGAGGAUCCCAUCCAUUUCCUCCAGAGUUUCCCAUCUCUCUGUGUCUCUUCUGGAUCUGUGGACUCAUACAGCAUUUCUAUCCAUCAACAUCUCUCAUUUGAUGGAGUGAAGAAAUCUCUCUCUGAUCUGAAGGAGCGAAUAGAGACAUUCUGCAAAGAGGAAUUCAACAAAAUCUCUCCACAUGCUGCAGCAGUUCAGAUGUUACCACCAGAGCCAAAGACCAGAGAAGAUUUCCUGAAAUAUUUCUGUCAGAUGACUCUGGAUCCCAACACAGCACACCGUCGCCUCAUUCUGUCUGAGAGGAACAGAGUGGUGACAAAUAGUAUGAGAGUCCAGCCAUACUCUGAUCAUCCAGAGAGAUUUGACUUCUGGACUCAGGUGUUGUGUAAGGAGAGUGUGUGUAGAUGCUGUUACUGGGAGGUUGAGUGGAGCAGUGUGGGAGGGGUGUUCAUAUCAGUCUCAUAUAAAGAUAUCAGCAGGAAAGGACGGGGUAAGGAUUGUGGGUUUGGACACAACACUCAGUCCUGGAGUCUGGCGUGUUCUUCUACUCUCACUUUCUGGCACAACAAUAUUAGGACUGCGAUUUCAGACCCACCGUCCUCCAGAAUAGGAGUGUAUGUGGAUCACAGUGCAGGAACUCUGUCCUUCUACAGAGUCUCUGGCACAAUGACCCUCCUACACACAAUCCACACCACAUUCACUCAGCCUCUCUAUGCUGGGUUCUGGGUCUAUGGAGGAUCAACUGUGAGGUUAUGUGAUAUAAAAUAA
Messenger RNA from Electrophorus electricus (electric eel), 1695 nucleotides. NCBI's taxonomy places the organism in Eukaryota, Metazoa, Chordata, Actinopteri, Gymnotiformes, Gymnotidae. The record is from RefSeq and is a predicted model, not a curated record.